This is a messenger RNA of Pelmatolapia mariae (spotted tilapia), 4992 nucleotides long. Its product is annotated as inactive dipeptidyl peptidase 10-like. The record is from RefSeq and is a predicted model, not a curated record. The coding region runs from base 58 to 2406 and encodes 782 amino acids. Gene Ontology annotation, biological process: regulation of potassium ion transmembrane transport; proteolysis. Gene Ontology annotation, cellular component: voltage-gated potassium channel complex; plasma membrane. Lineage: Eukaryota; Metazoa; Chordata; Actinopteri; Cichliformes; Cichlidae. Gene Ontology annotation, molecular function: potassium channel regulator activity; serine-type peptidase activity. The transcript is spliced from 27 exons.
CGCGCGGCAGGUUUGUGAUGUUAUUAGCUGGCAGAGACAGACCGAGACUCCGAGACGAUGACGGCCGCCAGCAAGAAAAAGCCCAAAGAGUCUCAGCAGGAUGAGGAGUAUGUGGACGUCAGCCCUCCGCAGAGGAACUGGAAGGGCAUUGCCAUCUCUUUGCUGGUGAUCGUGGUGGUCUGCUCGCUCAUCACCAUGUCUGUGGUCGUCCUCACACCCGUUGAACUUCCCGGCAGCAGCAAGUCCAGGCUGACUGUGGCAGAUCUUUACAAACCAGAGUUCAGCAUUCACGACCCCGAGGCCAAGUGGAUUAGCGAUUCACAGGUGGUUUACAGGAACCGAGACGGAGAUGUCAUCAAGUUUGACUUUGUCCUGAAUGACACACACGUUCUCCUCAGCAACAGCAUAUUUGUAUCUUUCAAAGUGGCAAAGUACUCCCUGUCUGCAGAUCUAAAGUAUGCGCUCUUUGCCUAUGACGUCAAACGGAUGUACAGAUAUUCAUACACCGCAUCUUAUAUAUUGUACAACAUCUACACAAGGGAGGUAAGGGAGCUGAAUCCUCCCGAGGUCCACAAUGCUGUGCUCCAGCACGCAGCCUGGGGACGACAAGGACAGCAGCUGAUCUACAUCUUUGAGAAUAACAUCUACUACCAGUCAGACGUGAGGAGCAACUCUCUGAGAAUCACCUCCUCUGGGAUGGAGGGAGUCAUUUUCAACGGGCUCACUGACUGGCUAUACGAAGAGGAGAUUCUACAUUCAUAUUUGGCUCACUGGUGGUCUCCUGAUGGAGAACGACUGGCCUUCCUCACCAUCAACGACACACUGGUACCCAACAUGGUUCUUCCCCAGUUCACCGGCAGCACGUACCCCCGAGGCCUACAGUACCCAUAUCCAAUGGCCGGUCACGUCAAUCCUACAGUCAAGCUGUCGGUGGUCAACCUGGUUGGUGCGACGCACACUCAGGAGAUGCAGCCUCCCGAUCAGCUCGCGCUCAGGGAUUUCUAUAUCACCAUGGUGAAGUGGAUCAGUAAUACUCACCUCGCCGUGCAGUGGCUCAAUCGGCCUCAGAACGCUUCUCUGCUUACUGUGUGUGAUGCAACAAUAGGAGUCUGUCUUCAGAGACAUGAGGAGACUUCAGAGACGUGGCUUUCCAGACAGGGACAGGAUCCGCUGUUCUCCAAGGACAGGAGCCGGUUUUUCCUCACGCUGCCUGUGAAGCAGGGAGGUCACGGAGACUUCCACCACAUCACGAUGUUCACCAAGAAGCUGCGAAGCGACCAGGACGAAGUUCGCAACUUGACGUCGGGAAACUGGGAGGUGACAAAAAUUGUGGCGUACGACGAAAACAACCAGACUGUAUACUUCCUGAGCACAAAGGACGCUGCAGAACACAGACACCUAUACAGUGUGUCGACUCUCAGCUCGUUUCCACGGCGAUGCCUCACCUGUGGACUGCGAGAGGGGUGUACCUUCUUCGAUGCCGACGUCAGCCCGGACGCGCAGCACGCCAUCGUGCACUGUCAAGGUCCCGGAGUUCCAGCUGUGCUGCUCGUCAGUCUCGCCGACGAGGACUCGUAUUUCGUCUUGGAGAACAACCUCCCCCUGCGCUCGGCGCUGGAGACUAAAAGGAUGAUUCGGACGGAGAUCACUAACACAACCUUUGGGCUGCCUCUGAAGCUCAUCUAUCCUCCUGACUUCUCUGACUCCUACAUCUACGGCCUUCUUCUUAUUGUCGACAGCUCUCCAGGCACCCAGAUGGUGACGGAGGAGUUCAGGCUGGAGUGGGACUCGGUGCUGGCAGGAUUGGAGCAGGUCAUCGUGGCACGGAUUGAUGGCAGGGGGUCAGGGUUCAGAGGUCAAAGUUUUUCACAGCAGAGGCUCGGCACAGCGGACGUGGAGGACUACAUAGCAGCUCUGAAUUACCUGGCGGAGCGGCCGUUCAUCGAUCGCACUCGUGUUGGAGUCUUCGGCGAGGGCUACGGUGGCUACCUUGCGCUAAUGAUGCUGAAGUCGACAGAGAAGCUGAUCAGCUGCGCGGCUGUUCGCGCUCCCGUCACUGACUGGAGCAUGUACGCCUCAGCCUUCUCAGAGAGAUACUUCGGCUCACCUUCAAUUGACGAGAGCAGAUACCAAGCUUCCAAAGUGCUGUCUGGCAUGAAAAAUCUGGGAGGAACUCUAUUCCUGGUCCACGGCACUGCUGACGCCAAUGUUCACUUCCAGCACUCGGCCGAGCUCAUCAAGCACUUAAUAAAGAUAGGAGCCAACUACACUAUGCAGAUCUUCCCAGAUGAAGGCCACUUCCUGUCAAGACGCAGCCAGAUUCAGCUGACUCACUCCCUAAUUGGAUAUUUCAGAGGAUGUCUCCUCGAUGCGUCAUUGUUACUCAACCAACGGGAUGACGAGUGAGAGGGAACGGGCUCGCUACUGUUUCUGAGCGUGUGUGUGUGUGUGUGUGUUUUAUACCUGUAGCACAAUGUUUGACAGACAGGAAAAGCUUCUUAUUGACAUAUCAGACUAGUCUGUGUCACCUUAGUAGAAAUAAGCUCCAGUUUUCACCUACUGUGAGAGGUUGUCGGUGACUGUCUUUGGAUUUAUCACCUCUUUCUUUUCUUUUGUCCUGGCGGCACAAACAAGCUUGUGAAAGAAACAAUUAGAACUGUUCAAGCUUCAAACUGUGAGAUCUUGUUGGAGUUGUUAAUCGGAGUUCAAAUAUAAUUGAGAAAUUGCAUUUUUUUAACCUUUAAGGUUUAGGUUAGUUUAAAAUCUGUGAAUCCUUGUUGCCUAGAGUUUAACGGCUGAUUCAGAAACCUGUUGUUCAAGGUGUGAUUGAGACGUUCCUCCGUGAAAAACAACUUAAAAUGGUCCAUGUAUUCAAAUAUCACCAACCAGCACAAAAGCCAACUCCUUUUUCCAGUUUAUUCCUGAUCAUUAGUAGAGGAGGAGCUGUUUGAGGCAGUGUCCCAGUGAGGUAGAUGUGUUAAAAUACAGCUAAUGCUACAGUCACACCAGGGAAAACAACAGCAACAAGUGGACGUCCAAUCUUGUUGCCUUUUAAAUUAUUGCUUCGACUUCGGUGUGUUGAGGCAGUGAUGAAACUGUAAGGUGUUUAUCUUACGGUUUAAGGCACCUUGAGGCAACUAUUGUUGUCAUUUGGCGCUAUAUAAAUAAACCUGAAUUAAAUGGCAGUGAGAUGGAGUCGAUCUGCUUUCAGUCUGUGAUUGAAUGGGGUCAAGUUGACAGUUUGAGUUUGUGAGAAUACAGCUGUAAAGGCUGAUAAAUCAGAUAAAAUCAAAGAUCUUUUGCCAACUACGUGCACAGAACCUCACACCAGUCACAACAUCACAGAUUUGAAGCAGAAAUUCCUCGACAGAUAGUAACAUAGGGGCUUUUUAUUUAUAACAAUACAACCAGUUGAGUCGAGCCUCUUAUUGCAAAGCAUCUCAGAGUUGUACCAGGAGUUACUGCAACAUGUUGGCAAACAAUCUGAGAGCGAUUGCAGCCGGUCAAAAGGCAGCCUGCAAGUGUUUGGAGACAAUCAUCACAGUUUGUGCUUUGGUGUCAUGGAAUCAUUACACUUUUUAUUAGCAGUGUUGGUGGAUAUGAAAACUCAUUUUCACGAGACCAACCACGAAGGGACUCGCACCCUCAAUUUUCUGAUCCGAAGUCUGACGCCAUACCCAUUAGGCCAAGUGGUCACACACUGAAGCACAGACUUACUUCUGGUAUGGUUUGUAAAGACGGGACUCUUGGCUCACACCUUGCAUCAACUGUUGUGUCUUUCUCAAAAUAUUAAAGCAUAAUGAUACCAACCUGACCCAGAGGUCAAGAAUCUUCCAGAGCUGAGAGGAUAAAAAAGUAGAAAAACAUCAGUUUUAUAGAUAAAGCCAUGAUUAAAAACCCGACUUCAAGGACGUUUUCAGGUCAUGUUGUUACCUUCUUUUUCCUUUUGAUGCACUUCUCAUUUCCCCGGGUGUUUGUGAUGCUAUCCUGUGGAUUAUUUAUGUGGGGGCAACUUACAAAUUUGACUCAUCAAGCUUAUAGACAGCAAUAGUGCUAAACAGAUGUACGACAGUUACAAGAUCUUUUUUUAAGCACGCUAUGUUUCCUUGUCCUUACUGAAAUAGAGAGUUAUUUAUUUAUUUAUUACAUCUAAGAGUAGAUAUUUACCAUUUCACACCAGUUUUUUUGGUGUUGUGCAGGUGUGGAGGAGCUUGAUAGCUACUCAUAGUUUGGCCUGGACUACAUUUCAGGACACAGCCUACUUUGGUUUAAUUUUUCUCAUGGGUAUUUGAGCAGAUCUGUUGCAGGUUAAAUGGUGACAUUUGGCUUAUAAUGUAUAUUUUAUGCUGUAAUUUCUUUGUUUUUUUUAGGUAGCUGCAGGCCGUUCUGUUUUUGUAUAUUUAAGUAUGUGGUCCAAAACUUGGUUUAGAAUCACCUUUGACUGAUUAGGUGCCAGAAGUUUUCACUGUAUUUGGUUCUGUUGUUCUCCAACUUCAGUUUGUGCGUUUCCAGCUGCUUCAAGUCUUUUCUUUUCUUUCGUAAAUACAUCGUGGUUGUAGUGUUAUCCAGAAAACACUGCAAUAAAAGCAUAAUAAAUGUUAUGCCAAUACGACGCCCGAGAGCGCUCCUCGCUGUGAUUACGGCUCUGAGAGCGAUUCCCACAAUUACCGCUCGGCCGCUCACAAGUGCCAUCAAUCACAGAGACGAGCAUCCUCGGCGAGGUUCAUCUCCACGCGAGGAUAAGAACAGUUGCAGGGGUUGGUGUGCGUCGGGGGUGAAAAAUCCCCCCAGUGCUUGGCUUGCAGGUAGUUGCCAUGACAACUGUUUUGGUAGCCCAGGAUACGGCCGCUCUCAUAAUUCAUUCAGAGAUGAGCGCUUUGCAUCACGAGCAAACAGCUACUGAUGCAACAUACUCAAAGCCAUAUGUAUCUGUGCUUUGUAACAUGGAGUCCGGUUUAAAGAGGGAGAGCAUGUGAGGGGAUGGAUUUUGUU